AUGGCAAAUCAAAAGCCUUCCAAGAAGCAGCAGCUUGCCAAAGGUGACUUGUCGAACGAGGAUGACGCCUAUGAUGCUGUUUUUAGUGGGGAGUUUGGUUCUAUGGAAGUUGGUAACUUUGUAGGGUCAAACGAUGGGCAAACGGAGCAUCUACCAGACGCAGUAGAUUUCGAAGAUGAGGAUGAACUAGCAGAUGAGGAAUUGCCUGAGGAAACGCAGUCUACUAGCAACAGAAACUCAUCUCAUCCUGAUGGUGACGAUGAUUAUUUGGCCAUGAUGAGCGGUCAAGGUGCUAUUUUGGGCGACAAUGCCGGGGUAUAUGACGAUAGAAGUAAUACAUUGUUCUUGGGGGUUGAAGGACAGGAAGGACCGUACACCGAGGAGCAUCAUGUGUUUGAGGAUUUCGCAGACGAACAUCAAGUGGCUUUAGAAGAACAACGUAAAGUAGAGGAGCUCAAAAGGGCGUCCCAUGAGAAAAAAGAAUUGCUAGCAUUUCAUUUCCCCAAGUUUCAAAAGGGAAAAUCUUUAAGUCUGCUCAGCAUUGUACCGAAGCAACUUACCCAGUACCAGUGGCAACGAGACCUAUAUCUUACGAACAGAAACUUGAGACCACUUAUCCCGUUAAAACUUCGACUAGAAGUACAGCCCGACUCCCGCAAAAUGUUGAAAGCCAAAAGUAAAAGUUGGCAAGUCAUGGCACAACUUCAGAAACGUAAGAAACCAGGUCUGAUAUCGGUCCCUUUAGGUGAUAUGUAUGGUGACCAAACUCAAAAUACAAAGCGCCGUAAGUCUGAUGGACCUAUACCAGAAGAAUUGAUGAUGAUUGCCGACGAAUGGGAAUACGACAAGAUACUAGGUGAAUAUAGCAGCGAUACCAAUCCGGCUCCUUUGAAUUCAGAAGUGUUAUCAAGUUCAAGGGUUGUGACAUCUCACCAGGACUGGAAUUGGGAUGAGGAAAAUCUAAUAGAGGGUAAAGUUGAUCAGAGUAAGAUUUGUUUGGAUAUGAAUGACGAAAAUCUGUUGUUUGUUAAAGACAAGCAUCGCGAGAGUAAAGAUGCUAAUGCUAAAGUGGCUCUUUUUGCGUUCAAUGAGAAAGCUCUUCUUCAAAAGUUCAACAUUUCAAAUGACGACAAGUAUAAAAUACUGAAAGAGAACUAUCAAACUAAAAUCCGUUCAACUAUUUCCAAUCUUACAAUCGAGCAUUCCCAACCAGCACUCAGGCUACAAUCUCCAUUUUAUAAGGUGGUACCGCCCAAGCCUCAAAUACGAAAUUUCCACAAGCCAAACUUUGGUUGUUUAAUUAGGCCUGGCACUAACAUCGUCUUCAGUAAGAUCAAGACAAGAAAGAGAAAGAAAGACAAGGGCAAAGACGUACGUGAACUGUUUGCAAGAAGUCAAGACUUGACUUUAGGAGACAGUGCCUCGAUCUUUUUGAUGGAGUACUCAGAGGAAGCCCCCGUUGCGUUGUCAAAGUUUGGUAUGGGUAAUAAGCUUAUCAACUACUAUCGCAAAACGGAUGACAAGGAUGCUUCAAGACCAAAGUUACCAGUUGGGGAAACUCAUGUUCUUGGCGUUCAAGAUAAAUCACCAUUUUGGAACUUUGGGUUCGUAGAACCUGGAAACAUUGUUCCGACGCUGUACAAUAACAUGGUAAGAGCUCCUGUAUUCAAACACGAAGUUUCUGGCACCGAUUUUCUUUUGAUAAGAAGCACAGGAAAUGGGAUGGGAAACAGGUUUUACCUAAAGAAUAUCAAUCAUUUGUUCAACGUGGGUCAAACAUUCCCUGUAGUUGAGGUUCCAGGUCCGAACUCAAGGAGAGUUACGUCUAUGGGCAAAAACAGGCUGCGCAUGAUAGUUUACAGAAUUCUGAACAAAUCAAUUGAGCACAGACUUCUCGUCAAACAAGUUGCAAGACACUUCCCAGACCAAAACGAUAUGCAGAAUCGACAGAGAUUAAAGGAGUUUAUGAAGUAUCAGCGAGAUGGUGACGAUCACGGUUUCUGGAAACUGAAAGAGUCGGAGCUUUUGCCGGACAAUGAAAAUGUGAAGAAAAUGAUUAUUCCGGAGGAUGUAUCCCUUACUGAGUCUAUGUAUCAUGGACAACAAUAUCAAGAGGAUAAUGAGCUUUAUAACUUUGACGAAAAGCUUCGUAAACUUGAGGAAAAUCUCAUUCCGUGGGCUGCAACUAAGAAUUUUUUGAACGCUACUCAAAUGCGCGCAAUGGUUCAAAUUCAUGGUGCUGGUGAUCCAACUGGGUGUGGAGAGGGCUUCUCUUUUUUGAAAACUUCUAUGAAAGGUGGCUUUACCAGAUCAGGUUCGGAGCUUGGACAACAGCAGAUUGCUGGUGGCCAUAGUUACAAUGUAGCGCAGCAACAAAAAGCAUACGAGGAGGAGAUCAGUAAAACCUGGUAUACUCAAGCGAAGAGCUUAAGGAUUUCCAACCCAUUUGAGGAAAUGGAAAAUCCAGAUGAAGUCAACAAGACAAAUAGGCGGGUUAAGUCCCACCGAGACGAUCACAAAGUUUUGAGAAUAAUAAGAAAGAAGCGAGACGAAAACGGUAUUAUACAAAGACAAACCGUGGUAAUCAAGGAUCCCCGUGUUAUCCAAGGUUACAUUAAGGCUUACGAUCGAAAGCGGGAAGAAGCGGAAGCUAAUCUCGGACUGGAUGAGCUAAUGAAUGACAAUAUUGAUCUUGUGAGCGGCGAAAAUACGGAGGAAAAGCAACUUAAACAGAAGAAGCUUCUGGAGGAACAGUUGGCCAAACUACAAAAGUCGCAGGAAAGGAGGCAAGCUCGUAAAUUGGCUAAAGAGAAGACCAAGGACGGCAAAGUCACCAAGUCCAAGAACACAAAUCGAAGAUGUGCUACUUGUGGUAUGAUCGGACAUAUUAGAACUAACAAGUCCUGCCCGAUGUAUAACGGCGGAACCAGCACCGGCAUGGGCGGCUCGAACACGCCCGGACCCCCUCUCUCUUCCGGUCCCGAGGAGCCUGCGGAAGUCAAGACUGAAAAUUAG
Messenger RNA from Lachancea nothofagi CBS 11611, 3015 nucleotides. The record is from the annotation of a GenBank genome assembly. Lineage: Eukaryota; Fungi; Ascomycota; Saccharomycetes; Saccharomycetales; Saccharomycetaceae.